Molecule: messenger RNA, 3120 nt
Organism: Diospyros lotus (date-plum)
Lineage: Eukaryota; Viridiplantae; Streptophyta; Magnoliopsida; Ericales; Ebenaceae
Product: transcription initiation factor TFIID subunit 13-like
Exons: 7
Coding region: 2430-2837 (135 amino acids)
Biological process (GO): transcription by RNA polymerase II
Molecular function (GO): protein heterodimerization activity
Source: RefSeq, a predicted model, not a curated record
AUCAGGCUACAUUAAAUUUCAAUUUAUCAAUUUUUUUUCUAUAUUCUUAAGGUUUUGUUAAUGAGUGCCCUAGACGCAUUUAAUGGGUUUUUAGUACUUUUAUUGGUUGAUGAAUCAUUUCAAAAUAUGACGUAUUUAUUACUAAUUAAUAGAAAUGUUUAGUUCUAAAAAUAAAAAAGUAUUAAAUUCAAAGGCACUUGUUAGCAAAAUGUGUAUUCUUAAUAUGCAAUUAAACGUUACACCUGUAUGAGUAUUUGUUUGUACAUGAUGCAUGCUUAGGUACCUGAUAUAAGAUAUGGUCUUGCUUGGUUUUUUGGCUUAUACUUUUUAAGUCCGUUUCAAAGCUCAUGUCUCCAUUAACCAGAAAGAAAAUUAUGAUAGCUAGCGAUAACUUAACGUAAGAGAGACUGUUUCGCCUGAAGAUUGAGUCACAUGGUGCCUUGGCUUUUGGUGGAGUUCUUUAUCCUCCGCAGAUUAGUUUUAAGUACAAUUAAUAAAUAAAUGAAGGGUGAUGUAAGCUAUUUAAUUUAUAAAGGUGUAUUUAUUAUAUUUUAUUUUUAAAAUAUUCAAACAGUAAAGUUUUCAAUCUGUAAAUAAUUUUAUUGAUCGAUGAUAAUUAAAUUAUAUUUUGGAUUACUUCAUCAAUUAAUAGAAUUUGUUUAGAAACUAAAUUAGGAUGUUAUAAAUGCACCUUGUUUCCAAUAGAAUUGUUAAGAGUAAAGUGUAGUAAACACACUUUUUAUUUUUUGAUAUUGUACCUUAUUUUUAGAUAAUGAUGCAACAUACGAUUUAUUUAUUAUUAAUUAAUAAAAAUAUUAUUUAAAAUAAAAUAUAUUUAUUACAUCUUGGGAUAAUAUAAUACAUUAUCCUUAAAAAGGUUAAAAUAUUGCAAAAUAAGUUAAUUUAAGUAUCAUUUGUUUGGAUGUAAAAUAUUUUAUAUUGAAAAAUAUUUUUAAUAUGAAAUGUUUUACGCAAAUUAUUUUUUAUCUUAUUUUUUGGUAUUUGUUUGUUUUUUCAUAAAUUAAUUAUAUGUAUAUGCAUGAAUUAUAAAAUAUUUUUGAAAACGUGCGUGUGAAUGGCGAGAAGACUUAAAAUGAUUGAUCAAAACGGCGUCGGCAGAUCAAAACGGUGUCGUUUUGAUCCCUACUUAAAUCGAUCUUGCUCUCUCGCCGUGAUCUGCAAACUCGCAGUGGCUCGCCGUCGGUGCUUCCCGUCGCCUCGCUGCUGUUUCCUCACCGUCAGAUCUGCCGCCUCGCCGUCGAUGCUUCCCGUCGCCUCUUUAAAAUGCUUCCCGUCGAUCCGCAGACUGGUCGGGUCGCCUCAUCGCCGGUCCUUCGCCUCGCAUUGCUGGUGAAUGUCGGUCUGCAGAAGACGGAAGAGAGGAGAAGAAAACAGGAAGAGAAAGGAGCGAGGAGAGGAGAAGAAAGCGGGAGGAGAGGAAGUGCAGGUCUCCAGUCCGCACCCCUGAUCAAAACGACGCCGUUUUGAUCCGUCCGGGCUGCAGCUUCAAUCUGGACUGAUUUCAGCUUUUCUGUUUCAAGUAAUUUGCAUUUUAUAAUGUAUUUCAGGAAUCUUCCGAGGCGUCGGUUCGGGGAUCUGCAAAGCAAGAUGUUCCCGGCGUACUUCGCGAUGGAGAACACUUGCUGUGCCGUAUCAGUGGCGUGAUUCGGUUACGUUCAUCCAUGGAAGUCGUCUUCCACCUCGGAGAAGUACCAGCUUGGCUUCCUUCUCUCCGCCCUCGCUUUUAACCUCUCCAAUCUUCUCGUUUUUACGCCCCUUACCAUCGAGAUGAUGAAGCGAAGGCAGACUGGAGAGAGAACUUGGGGUAGUGCAGACCAUCUACUGCAUGCGUUCGGAAUUUAUCUCUUGAUGUUUGAGAUUAUGGGUUCGAUUUUAUCUAUAUACAAAAAUAUGUAAUUGACUGUGUCUAUCUAAGAGGUUAGUUCUGUCGGGCCUCGGCUCACAGCAAACACGCUCGUUCGGUUAAGGCUGUAGAGCAGGCGGAUUAUAAAUUUUAAAAAGGAUGAGAUAGGUUCAAGUCGAAAGGUGAUUGUGAUUGAAUGAAUCUUGAAUUUCUCGAAUUCUAAAAAAAUAUAUAUAUUAACAAGUAAACUCAAUAUAUUUAACCCUUAAAUACUUUAUUGGCAUAAUUUUAAGACACACAUUUGUUUAUAUUGUAAUAUAAAUAAUUUAUCCAAAUAUUAUAAAUAUAAGAAAAAUAGGGAGAAAACUAUAAAAGGGAAUGUAGGUGGGUUACAUGCGAUGCGAUGGACCUUGCUUGGGAGCACAAUCUUCCGAACGAAAGAGCUUUGGUUCUGUAGAUAUCUUAGGGUUUUCUUUCUUCUUCACGUGAAAUCAGAUUUACGGGCAUUCCCGGCGCCGAGUAGUUACAUUGCUUUCUGUCGAUCAUAAAAGCUAUUGCGGAGAGGAUGAAUAACUCAUCUGCAGGAGCAGGGGCGGCAGCAGCGGGACCCUCUUCAAAAGUAAGAGCAGCGCCAGCCCAACCAUCGGAAGCAGGCUUUAAGCGCAAGCGAGGAGUUUUCCAGAAAGACUUGCAGCAUAUGAUGUAUGGUUUUGGAGAUGAUCCCAAUCCACUUCCAGAAACCAUGGCACUGGCGGAGGACAUUGUUGUGGAGUAUGUGACCGAUCUGGUGCAUAAAGCUCAGGAAGUUGCCACAAAAAGGGGAAGGCUCCUAACAGAGGACUUUUUAUUCGUAAUCCGGAAGGACUUGGCAAAGCUUAACCGCUGCACUGAACUGCUAUCCAUGAAUGAGGAACUGAAGCAAGCGAGGAAAGCUUUUGAUACGGAUGAAGAAAAGAUGGGAACAAUUGAGUGAUAGGAAAGGUGGAAAGAACAUUCAACCCUUUUUCACUACCCAUGUAAUGUGCCCGAACAAAUCACAAAAAGAUUUGCAGUAUCCUGCAUAUUGGACCCAGUGAAAAGCUUUGUCUGAGCACAAAAUUUGCUGCGUCCAAACCUUAUGUUUGCCUUUGCCGAGAUCUUCUCUCGAAUUCUAAACUCUAAUGAAGCCUAUAGAAAUUUCCCUUUUAGUAUGUAACAGCAAAUUGUAAGUGCACAAGUGUGUUUGCUAUCAAAAAUAAGAUUUCCUUUUUGGUGUU